CAUCCCCGCCCCUCUCCAAAAUUUUAGAUGAAAGGGCUUUUGGAUUUUGGAUGACGCUCCGUAUCACGUGUUCAUAGGAAAUACACUCGCUAUAAUUUUUUUGGAGCUGCCUCGUCCUGCACCGCCGACCAUAGUUGUUUUGCCGUCUUCAUACAGUGUGGCGAAGGGGUGGAAAGGUAAUGUAAUGUAAUGUACCUUACCGUGGUCACUGACGGGUUCACGCCAGUUCACCGGGUUCACUUGAGGAGAGCUCCCACCCCCUGCUCGCCUCCUCUUCUUCUCAAAGCGCAACGAUCGGAGCUAAUCCAAUAUAAUUCAUUUAUAUAUUAAUGUCGGAUUCCAUUUUUUCCCACCGACUGCUGAGGUUCCCUGGGAGCUGGUAAACUUGUCCAUGUGACAGCAGUCCUGAGGUGGCAGAAGGCAUGAAGCAACACUGUGAUAUCAUAGUGGCUGGUCCAUGACACUAAAGUCCAUUCAACCCUGUCCACUAUCCACCCGCCCUCUGUUCUCAUCACACCGGACAACCAAUCACUCACUCUCCCAUUUACAUAAAGCCGCAUUAUGGCCAGCAAAAGGAAAUCCACUGUACCCUGCAUGAUACCAUCCAAAUCCAAACAUGUGCGUGAGGAAAUCAUACUGGGCUCGUUACCAGAACUCCUACCAACAAUCCCAGAAGAUAGUAUACUCAGCAUCUCUGGAGAGGAGUCUGGCCACUUCUCUCACAGCUCCUCCAAAUCUGAGAGUGGCAGCGAGACGCAGAAAGGAGGCACAUACAGCUGUGUGACUUGCCGUUUCGAGUCCAGAGAUCUGAACUUCUUUUUGGAUCACAUGCACAACUGCCACUUAGACUUCAGGGCCCAGCCCACCUUCUACUGCCUGAACUGUGGGGUGUCGGUCGUCCGCUUCGAGGCUCUUGCACUGCAUAACGCCAAGGCCCACCCUAAGAUAAUGGAGGGCCUGGUCACCGCCUCUCUAACUGUCAACAAGAGAGAAGGAGUAACAACUGUCGAACAAAGCCUGUUCACGGACAGCGGAGAAGAAUACAAAGAGUCCGGCAUCUCCCUCACCAAAACACCAAUUGCAAAGAUGAUGAAAGCCAAGGGGGAACACAAAAAGAUUGUGGUCUCUCACACCGUGGAGGUACGGAAGAUAGACACUGGAAAGGAUGUAGACCCCAGCAUGUUGACAAAUGUGCCUGAACUCCAAAACGGGGCCCUCAGCGGUUCUGGAGCCCCAGCUAUGCCGAGGACCACUGUCGCUCACGUGAUUACGACAGUGUCCAACCAAGUCUUUCACCAGCACACUCCCUCCCUUUACUCUCCCCCUUCCUCCAAUUCCAAUAAAGACCUUCCAAAGGUGAUGAUCCCCCUGAGCAGCAUCCCCACCUACGAUGCUGCCAUGGACACCAGCAGUUUUCUCAAGACAUCCUUUGGCAAGUUCCCCUACCCGACCAAAGCCGAGCUCUGCUACCUAACGGUGGUUUCAGAGUUCCCCGAAGAACAGAUCAAACUGUGGUUUACUGCCCAAAGGCUCAAACAGGGCAUAAGCUGGUCUCCUGAAGAGAUAGAAGAGGCCAGGAGAAAAAUGUUCAACACCGUAUUCCAAGGUGGAGCACCCCGGAAGCAACCCACUACACCACGGCACGUAAAUCACAUUGUAACCCACCAUACUGUCACUGCCCAUCCAGGAUCAAAAGGACCAAACUUUCAGAUGGCCAAAGUUCCAUUUGGUGGUAUAAAGCCCAGGCCUGCCGGCGUCAUAGCCACGCAGGCCAGCUUGUCAACCAACCCCCAUGUCACCAGGGUCUCGUAUUCUACUCCAAUUGUGCCCCCAAAGUUCCCACCUGUGGUGCGAACGCCACAGGUCCUGUCCAAGAAUACUGAGCCCACUGUGGAGCCAGACAAAAGCAAUGGCCUGGACAUGGCUGGGAGCAGCGGUUGUGUCAGUAGCACCAGCAGCAGUCGAAGCAGCAGUAGCAGCAGCAGUUGCAGCAGUAGCAGCAGCAUCAGCAGCUAUUCCAGUAGUAGUAAUGGUGUUGAGACCACCACCCGGAAACAGUGGCUGGUCGGGCUGCAUAACAGCAGCCCGACCAACAGCAUCAACAGCAUUGCCAGUUGCUCUGCCAACAUUAGCAAUAAUGAAGAGCACUGUGUUACUGACACCUCCGGCAAAGCAAACACGCUUAGCAACAGUGUGCCAGCUGUAUUGGAAGGUUCAAACAGUUCAAAGAGUCAAGUGAUCAUCGACAACACCAGCAAACCCAACAUCACCUGUAACAAUCAUAACAGCAGCACCAUCAAUUCACAAGAGCCGGCCAACAAGCCCGACGAAGAAAAUAGCAAUUACACUCACCAGACUAACAACAGCAGUAUUAACAGUGAAUACCCUAGUACUACCUGUAAUGACAGUGUCCCUAACCAAAAUCAUGCCAGCAAAUCCCCAAUCGACAGCACCAGCACCACUGUCAUUACAAAAAGCUGCUCAUCCAGUAUGGAUGAGGAUAAAUGCAACAAAGACUUUCCCAUAAAAGGCAUGUCAAUCUUACAGCAGCUCAUUAAGGAGGAGGACUCGUUUAUCGGAGACAGAAACUGUCCAGAGCUCAAAGUUGACCCAAUCAAGAUGAACUUCAAGAGGAUGAAGAUGAAUGAACCAGAGAUUGCGUCUGAGAUUGCACAUCAAGAACACAAGUCUGACAGCGCUGAGAUGUCUGCCUGUCAGCCGCCGUUCUCACCCCCCUGGGGCAAUAAGACCCCGCAGCAGCUACACAUCCUCCGGCAGGUUUUCUCCAACACCCGCUGGCCCAGCAGCAAUCAGUACGAGGAGCUGAGCGUCCAGACCGGCCUUCCCAAGUCGGAGGUGGUGCGCUGGUUCAGCGACAGCCGGUACAGCCACAAGAACGGGCACCUGAAGUGGUUGGAGACCUACCAGCGACCUCCCACAGAGUCAGAGGACGCCAGGGGCCAGGCGGAGGCGGGGGCCCAGUCGCCGAAGGACCCACAGACAGCCAAACUGAAACUUGUUGAGCAAGACAUGAACAAGCACCUUGAGGGAGAAGCAGGUCUGAACUCAGGGCAGCGGGUUGUGUGGCAGGAUUCAUACUCACCGCUGCUGAGUCUGAUGGGCUCCGAGGGGAGUGGCCAGCCCGGCCGGUCCGAGGAGUCGGCGCAGCCCGGAGCCGUGCAGGAUCCUUGGUCAGAGGGGGCGGAGGACCACCAGCAGCCAGUGGCCAGCCAGUCGCUCAUUGAUCAACAGACAGAUGCCAAUCAAACCAGGGAUCGCCUGAGAAUGGAGCUGCUGGAGGUGUGACGAAGGAGGCCCGAUCCCGCCAGAGGAAGGCGAUGCUGGUUUGCUCCCUGGCCUUAGUCAAAAAGAGAAAAAGAAAAAAAAGAAAAAAAAAAACAAGAGUGUUCAUAAUGACAGCAGAUGUGAUUGUAGCUGGACCGUUGGACUCUGACUGUAACUGUGAAUACCCCCCACCCCUCCUCCUUCUCCUCCUUCUCCUUGUCCUCCUCCGCCUCCUCCUCCUCCUCUUCUUCCAUCUGCCAUCACUUCCUGCCAUCGUCAAAAGAAAGAACUUCUCACCUUUGAGUCCUGUGAUGUUUAAGCCUUUCAUGCUUCUUUGUGGUUGUGUGGGGAGGGUGCACAAUGAGGUCAGUACGAGGGAUCAAAGAAAAGAAAGAGAAAAGACGCACACUGACUGGAAAACUGACUUGAAUGAGCAGAAAUAGGGUAGGAUAGGGCCGAGAGAUAUUGUUUUUGGGUCAGAGGGAGAAAUAUAUAUAUAAAUAUAUGAUUGAAACUGCACUAUAAAAGAGGGUUUGUACUGACUGGACAAACAAAAGAUGUGUCAAGGAAAUGUUAUUGUUGGCUUUGUGAUAUUUUUUACUUUUUUAGCAACCAGUACUUCAGCACUGCCUUGAAUUUUACUUUUUUCCUUUAUUGGGUUUUUUCAAUCCUAUUUACUCUUCUAUAGUCACUGUAAGUCCAGAUGCAAUCAAACAUGUUUUAUUUAGAUCUGUAUAAAUGUUGGUGAUCACUUUGCAGUUCAGCUACACGCAAAAGACUAUAUACAAUGCACUAAUGAAGACAGCAAUGCUAAAAAAAAAAAAGAAAAAAAAAGAAAAGAAAAAAGAAUCACACCGCUCCACAGUAAAGGUAUUGACAGCUCUGUCAAGAUCAAUACACUACACUGCCCUGCAAACUGAACAGAGAGAAGCCUGUCACGCUACCGUUGCCUUACUCAGCUCUGUCCAUGUGUUUAUAUGACCUGUCUGUCCAUCACCUUGCUUUCCAGCUACCGUGCUGUCCAGAAGAAAAAAAAAAAUAAGAAAACAAUAAAAAAAAAAAACAGACAAAAAAAAAAAAAUCAAGCCAGUGCAUUGAUGGUCACUGUUGGUCUAUA
Messenger RNA from Salarias fasciatus (jewelled blenny), 4402 nucleotides. It is a transcript of the gene zhx3a, whose product is annotated as zinc fingers and homeoboxes 3a. Gene Ontology annotation, cellular component: nucleus. Gene Ontology annotation, biological process: regulation of transcription by RNA polymerase II. The transcript is spliced from 3 exons. The record is from RefSeq and is a predicted model, not a curated record. Lineage: Eukaryota; Metazoa; Chordata; Actinopteri; Blenniiformes; Blenniidae. Gene Ontology annotation, molecular function: DNA-binding transcription factor activity, RNA polymerase II-specific; DNA binding. Bases 562 to 3306 code for a protein of 914 amino acids.